This is a messenger RNA of Neopsephotus bourkii (Bourke's parrot), 2982 nucleotides long. It is a transcript of the gene CC2D1A, whose product is annotated as coiled-coil and C2 domain containing 1A. Gene Ontology annotation, biological process: regulation of transcription by RNA polymerase II. Gene Ontology annotation, cellular component: nucleus. Bases 64 to 2982 code for a protein of 972 amino acids. NCBI's taxonomy places the organism in Eukaryota, Metazoa, Chordata, Aves, Psittaciformes, Psittacidae. The transcript is spliced from 20 exons. The record is from RefSeq and is a predicted model, not a curated record. Gene Ontology annotation, molecular function: DNA-binding transcription repressor activity, RNA polymerase II-specific; RNA polymerase II cis-regulatory region sequence-specific DNA binding.
CAGGAAGUGAGCGUGGGUCCGGGGGUGGAUCAGCCCUGCCCCUGCUCCAGCAGCUCCUUUGGAAUGGAGGCGAUCGAGGCCAUGGCUGCUCUGUGCAUGAAGGACCCGGAGGAGGAGGAGGAGGGGGGGGAUGAAGCCGGGCUCAUGGUGAGGAAUCCUCAUCCCAGGAAGGGGUUUUCCCGCUUGGAAGCCGCUAAAGGGGCUCCUGGUGCUCCCCAGGCUGAGCUGCGGGAGGUGCUGGGCAGCGGGGACACAGCGGGGCCUGCAGCCAAGGCACCGGUGGCAGUUCCAGAGCUCGGGAACACCGAGGCCCUGCUGCGGGAGCGGGCGGCUCUGUACCGGGAGGCCAUUGCCAGCACCGGGCCCGGGCCCCGCCUGCGGCGCUUCCAGAGGGGCCUCAAGACACUGGAGGCGAUGCUGGAAUGCGUCAGGAAGGGAAAACCCAUCCAGGAGGAGGAGAUUCCCCCUCCGGUGGCGCUGGGGAAGGCUCCGGGUCCCCCCCCCGAGGAGGCUUCCAGGCCGGAUGCGGCUGCAUCGCAACGGAUCCAGGAGCUGCGGGGCCGCCAGCACCAGUACAAGGUCCUGGCUCUCCAGGCCAAGCGCCGUGGGGACACGGCCACGGCCACCAAGUGCUACCGGGAGGCAAAGAGGCUCGAUGCUCUCCUGGAUGCUGCAGCCAAGGGGCAGCCGCUGGAGCCCAGCCUCGUGCCGCUGCCUCCCGAUCCGCUCCCCGAGGAGCCGGAGCCGGAACCCACUGCGGAGCCAGAGGCUGAACCAGCUCCUCCUUCCAGUGCAGGCUCCGGGGCCGUGCUCCCAGCGCUGCAGCUCCGGAUGCGCCGCUAUGAGGAAGCGGCGGCGGCGGCCGGGAUGCGGGGGGAUGCGCGCAAGGCCCGGAUGCACGAGCGCAUCGUGAAGCAAUACCAAGCUGCCAUCCGUGCCCACACCGCCGGGAAAGCCGUGGAUCUCUCGGAGCUUCCCGUUCCCCCAGGGUUCCAGCCCAUCCAGGGCACGGAUGCGGGCGGGGAGCGGAGCCUGGCGGCGGUGCUGGAGCAGGCGCUGAUGCUCGUGGGGCAGGAGGAGGCAGAGGGGGAGGAUGGAGCCGAGGAGGCGCCGAUCCCAGUGCAGAUCCCAGUCCGGGGAUGCAACCGGAGCAGGCGCCAAAGCCGGGAGCAGAGGUACCGGGAGCAGAGGUACCGGGGGCAGAGGUACCGGGAGCAGAGGUACCGGGGGCGGCACCGGGGGGAGCAGGGCUGGGGAUGGAGCAAAGGGGGGUCCCCACCGCGCUCCUCUCCUCCCCCCCCAGCCCAGCAGCAGCUUCGGUUCCUGCAGUCCCGGCGGGAGCAGCUCCUGGAGGCUGCGCUGGGCUCCAAGCGCCGCGGGGACCUGGAGGGGGCGAAGCUGCUCCUGCGCCGGGCCAAGGCUCUGGAGCCAGCGCUGGAGGCCUCGCGCCGGGGCCUCCCCGUGGACAUCAGCAAGGUACCGGAGGCUCCAGGAUUCCCGGAGCUUUUCCUGCUGGAGCCGCGCUCCGGUGCCAGGAUCCCGCCGGAAGCGGCCGCGCAGUUCCUGGAGCUGCUGCGGCUGCUGCGGCGCCAGCACGAGAUCUGCCUCAGCCACUCCAAGCAAUUCGCUCAGCUGGGAAACCUCACCGAGACGACCAAGUUCGAGGCGCUGGCCCGGGAAUGCCGCCGGAGCCUGGAGCUGCUCCAACGGGCUCACGCUGCCGGCGGCCCGGUGCCGCGGCACCACCGGGAGCAGCGAACCUUCACCACCAUCAGGAGCUUCCCGGAGCUGAGCCCCAGCGACCUGGAGCUGGCCAUAGUGAAGGGGAUGAACCUCCCGGCGCCGCAGGGUUUGGCUCCCAAGGACCUGGACACGUCGGUGCGGUUCGAGUUCCCGCAUCCCAGCGCGGAGGAGCCCCAGCGGGACAAAACGGCCACUGUGAAGAGCACCGAUUGUCCCGAGUUCCGGGAGCGGUUCCGGCUCCGGCUGCUCCGGGGGCACCGGGGGCUGCGCCGGGUCCUGCGCUCCAAAGGCAUCAAGUUCGAGGUGACCCACAAGGGGGGCCUCUUCAAGCCUGACCGCGUCUUGGGCUCGGCCUCGCUGCGCUUGGAUGCGCUGGAGACCACGUGCGAGGUGCGGGAGGUGCUGGAGCUCCUGGACGGGCGGCGCCGCACCGGUGGGACCCUGGAGGUGCUGGUGCGGCUGCAGGAGCCGCUGGGAGCGCCGGAGCUGCGUCCCCGCACCGAGCCCUGGCUGGUGAUCCCCGCACCGGGAAGCGCCGGGAAUGGCCGGGAGCAGCCCCGGGAGCAGCACCGGGAGCAGCACCGGGAGCAGCACCGGGAGCAGCACCGGGAACAGCACCGGGAGCAGCCCCGGGAGCAGCACCGGGAGCAGCACCGGGAAGCGCCGGGAAUGGCCGGGAGCAGCCCCGGGAGCAGCACCGGGAGCAGCACCGGGAGCAGCACCGGGAGCAGCACCGGGAGCAGCACCGGGAGCAGCACCGGGAGCAGGCAAGUGCAGGAUGUGACCGGUCCCUGUGACCCCCGUCCCUUCCCCUCUGACCCCUCCGGCGCCCCCAUCCCUGUGCUGGUGCUGGGGGCACUGAGGGCUGGAGGGAUGAGACCCCCCCCCAGCACCCAUGGGACCCCCCUUGACACCCCCUUCCCGCAGGACGCGCCCAAGGAGCUGCUUUGCAAGAGGAACCUGAUGCAGAACGAGGCGAAAAACGCGGGUUUUGGUCAAUCCACCCCCCCCCAAGCCUGGGCAGCAUCUCCCCGUCGCCAUGGCAACGGCUCCUCCACCCCGCGGCUGCCUCGUCUCCAUGGCAACCGCGCCCAGAGCGGACGGGCGGGAGGCCGAGCCAAUCGCUGCGAGCGCGCCGCGGGCCCUGCGUCCCCAUUGGUCCGCGCCUUGGGGAUUGACGGCAGCGCCGGGCCAACGGGAUCGGAGGCGGCAGCCUCGCUGGGCCAGCUUGCCCAAUGA